AGGCGGCCUCCCAAGAGCCGGCGUCUCUCCCUCCCUCUCUCUCCUGGGCGAGAGGCGAGGAGGUUCCGGAUUCUCCUGCCGCCUCAGGGUGGCGGCCACAGCUUCCCUCCUGCUCGGUCUUGCAGGAGAGAGCGCGCGAGAGCCAAAGGAAGCCACCUGGGCUCAGUGAGCUGCCGCCUUGUCUUUUGGGAAGUGAUCAAGAUGGAAAAUAUCUGCCUGUGGAGAAUCACCUGGAUCUGAAUGCUUCCCCCUGGAUAACUGUUUCUUGUACCUAUGACAAUCAACAGAAGCUUGAUACUGGCCUGUAGCCCUGGCCAUGCAGAAGGAUGAUGUACUAACAGCUCAAACUUGAGAGGCCCUUAAGAGAAUCUGCUUUAAGAAGAGGCCUUUAAACAAACUGGCUUUAAGAAAACCUCCCGCCAAGUACUUCCAUGGAUCAGGACAUCAGCAUGGAUGCCUUGCUUGAUCUCAGCUUUCUGACAGAGGAAGAGCAGAAUGCAAUCGCUGCUGUUCUGCAGAGGGAUUCACAGCUCCGGAUGUCAGAGGAGGGACGGAUCAGAAAAUUGCGUCAGUCUAUCUCGGAUCCAAACUGGCUGAAAAUCUUGUCCGGAGACUGGUUUUGUGAAAUCCGUUCCAAAAGGCAUUACCACAGUCACUUUGGCUCAGACAUUGUCCGGGCAUCGAUCCGCCGGAAGAAGAGGCCCAAAGCAGGUGAAUGGGACUUGAAACAGUGUGGCAUCCGGGGAGAUUUGGAUGUGAUCAGUGAACCAGCGGUGGAAGAGGAGAACAUAUCGGAUACAAUCGAUGGGCUCCCCAGGGAGGCAGCUGCUCCACCACCACCCUGGCCAGAAGAGACUGGGAUGGCAGACUUGACUCCACAAGAGGAGAUCCAGCCUCAGGAGGAGAUGGUUGAAAGCAAGUCAGAAAGAAGCAACUCCUUUACUGAUCUUAGUUCAGGGGAGGAAGAGGAACAACACAGCAAUAGAGUACCAGCCAUUCUGGUUACCCCACAGAAUAAGGGGAAUCUUGAGAAUGGCCAGGGAGGAGAUUUGGGUUCGUCCCCUCCAAAGAACAAGGCACUGAGCCCCUGGAAUAAAGUACAAAGCACCAGCUCCUCUUUCUCCAGUCUGAGUUCAUCCACGAUGAGCGGCAGUACGAUGAGUGUCUUCAGUGACAAUGAUAUUGGGAAUGUGGAAGUCCGUGGCUGCAUCCAGUUCUCCUUGCAGUAUAACUCCGCAAAGAGGGAGUUCAAUGUUCAGGUCAUCCAGUGCCGAGACCUGGCUGAAGCCAAGAAACAGCGGUCAGAUCCGUAUGUAAAAACAUAUCUUCUUCCUGACAAAUCCAAUCACAGUAAGAGGAAAACUGCUGUCAAGAAGAAGACACUGGACCCCAUCUUCAAUGAGACCCUUAAGUACAAGAUUGAGAAGGCUAAUCUUCAGGGCCGAAUUUUGAACCUUUCUGUCUGGCAUCAUGACGCCUUGGGCCGAAAUCUCUUCAUGGGAGAAGUCGAGGUUACGUUGAAUACCUGGGACUGGAGCAACACAAGUCCUCAGUGGUUUAAUCUCCAGCCUAGGACGCUGCUUGCUCCCGAUAGUCUGUCCAGCCGGGGCAAGCUCAACCUGGCCAUAAAGUUCAUCCCUGCUGGAUCAGAAGAGAAAGGGCUUCCUCCCACUGGGGAGCUCCACAUCUGGGUGAAAGACGCACAGAUCGUUCCCCGGCGAGGCAGCACAGCAGAUUCUUUUGUGCAGUGCUACAUCCUUCCAGAUGACAGCAAGGCAAGCCGUCAGAGGACCCGCAUUGUCAAAAAGAGCCUCAGCCCCACUUUCAACCACACCAUGGUCUACGAUGGCUUCCAGGCCAAAGACCUGGCUGAGGCCUGUGCUGAGUUCACCAUCUGGGACCACCAGGCAUUUUCCAAGCAGCAGCUGGGAGGCAUCCGGCUGAGCCUGGGCACAGGGAAAAGCUAUGGCCUGCCAGUUCCCUGGAUGGAUUCAACCGAGGAGGAGUGCCAUACCUGGGAGAUGGUCUUCAAGCAGCCUCAGCAGUGGGUGGAAGCUGGACUUCCUCUGAGGACCAACCUGACCCCUAGGACUUAAUCCCACCAUAAUUUGGCCAGUCUUGACUAGGACAUCCGCACUUGGUGGGGCAAUGGCAAAAUGAUGAUCUAGGAGGACAGGAUGGACAUGAACUGAGAAUCCCCUUUGUCCUCCAGAAUCCCAUUACAGCAACACUGAAGGGGCCACCCCGGCAAAGUUUCCUGAGUGUCUUGAAACUCCAGAAACACAUCCACCUGAACAGAAUCUUGCUACCCCAUACCAGGAACAUUGGCUGAAAGCAUGAAGUAAGCAAG
This is a messenger RNA of Pogona vitticeps (central bearded dragon), 2350 nucleotides long. It is a transcript of the gene SYTL1, whose product is annotated as synaptotagmin like 1. Gene Ontology annotation, biological process: exocytosis; intracellular protein transport. NCBI's taxonomy places the organism in Eukaryota, Metazoa, Chordata, Lepidosauria, Squamata, Agamidae. Gene Ontology annotation, molecular function: neurexin family protein binding; small GTPase binding. Gene Ontology annotation, cellular component: plasma membrane; exocytic vesicle. The record is from RefSeq and is a predicted model, not a curated record.